UAGGAAAGCCAAACCCUAAUCAUCUCUCUUCUUUUCUUUUUUGGCUGAUUUCGCUGUGAGCAUAUUAAGGUAGAAUAUCUUACUUGUUCUUCAUUCAUUCUCCUACAUUGCCUUAUUCCUUAACCUUUUGACGUUUGAUUCUGGUUUUGUUGGCGCCAAGAGAUGGGGGAGUCGGCGAAGGUGUUGUAUAUAGUUGUGGUGGACGAAGAUGAGGAGGGAGAGGAGACGUCGUUUCGCUACACGCGUCCCGUUCUUCAGAACACUCUUCAACUCAUGGGCUGCAAAGCUCGUCAUGCCUUUAAGAUUAGCCAGAGGGCUUUUGAAUUGAUUACAAGUGAACCUUCUUAUAACUCUCUACAUCAAGAGGGAAGUGAGACAUUAUAUCCUGACAGUUUGAAAGGAAACUCUGAGAAGGAAGGCGCCCAACCUGCUAAUGGUGACUUUUGUAGAGCUGAGGCAGGCAAUUGUUUAGUUUCUGAGAAAGAUGAUAGAGAUAAGAGUAUACCGUUUGAGUUGUACAAAAGACGUACAUCAGUUGUUGUUAAAAGGAAAAUUUUCUUAGAUGUUGUUUGUGUUGCUCUGGAUGAAUAUAAGUAUGUGGGUCCAAAUGAGAGAGAUGACUUGAUUUUGGCAUGCAGAAUCCGGGAGAGGAAGGAAUCUAUGACUGUGCUGUUGUGUGGCACUAGCGGUUGUGGCAAAUCUACUUUGUCUUCUUUGCUGGCUAGCAGGUUGGGAGUUACUGCUGUGAUUUCAACUGACUCUAUUCGUCACAUGAUGAGGAGUUUUGUAAAUGAGAAGGAAAAUCCUUUACUCUGGGCUUCAACCUACCAUGCUGGGGAGUGUUUGGAUCCUGUGGCAGUUGCCAAAGCGAGGGCGAAAAAGAGGGCGAAAAAAUUGGCAGGUUCUACUCAAUCACUUUCCAAAGGUGAGCGAGCUGAUGGUUCUUCAGCUAGAAAGUCUGAUCCGCAACCAAUGGAGAGUGGUUCUACUAGUGCUGAAUUGAUUAGUCCCAAACAGAUAGCAAUUGAAGGAUUUAAGGCGCAAAGUGAGAUGGUCAUUGACAGUCUAGAUAGAUUGAUUACUGCAUGGGAAGAGAAGAAAGAGUCUGUAAUUAUCGAGGGCGUUCACUUAAGCCUUAGUUUUGUUAUGGGGCUUAUGAAGAAACACCCCUCAAUUAUACCAUUCAUGAUAUACAUUUCAAAUGAAGACAAACACUUGGAAAGAUUUGCAGUUCGUGCAAAGUACAUGACUUUAGACCCUGCAAAAAAUAAGUAUGUGAAGUAUAUAAAGAAUAUCAGGGCGAUACAAGAUUAUCUAUGCAAACGAGCUGACAAGCAUCUGGUUCCCAAAAUAAACAACACAAAUGUUGACAGAAGUGUGGCAGCCAUACAUGCAAUAGUUUUCGGUUGCUUCCGCAGGCGUGAAGCUGGGGAACCACUUUAUGAUCCUUUAACACAUACAGUUUCUGUUGUUUAUGAUGAAUACCGGAAGUGUGCUGCAAAUUCAAUGAGCUCCAAGGGAAUGUUUCAGUUGAUCCAGAGGAAUGGUUCUUCUAGGCAAUUGAUGGCUCUUCUUAACACUGAUGGAUCUGUGGCAAAAGCUUGGCCAGUUCGAUCAGUUGAUAGUAAAGGAAGGCCCACAUCUGGCCGUAGGUGUGAGGGUGGAUUAGGCGUUCCGUUGUAUGGACCUUUAAAAUUUGGCAAGGCUGAACCCGUUAAUCUUCAAUUUGGCAACUUUGGAAUCAGUGCUUGGCCCAGUGAAGGAGGCACUAGUCAUGCUGGAAAUGUAGAGGAGCCGAGAUGUGAUGCGACUGUUACUGGCAGUAGACACCAUUCUUCUUGCGGAAGUUCGCCAACGACGUCUGAUGGUCCUUCAAAGGAGUUAAAGGAGGAACAUUCAGUGCAUGGGAGUGAUGAAGAAGUUGACGAUCCACAUGAUGUAGACAGUGAUGAAGAUUUUACAGAUGAUGGUGACAAACAGUAUCAUGAAGAGGUAGGGUCUGUGGAUGAGGGAUCAACAAAGUCAGAUGAAGAGUAUGAUGAUUUGGCAAUGCAGGAUGUGGUGGAGAAUGGAGGGCGGUCGGAGGAUAGGGAGAAAAAUGAGAAGGGAUGUGUUAAAAUGAGGAAACGCUCCCUCAGCACUCCAGACUUGAAGAAGCAUGGAUCACUAAAUAGUGAUCCCAUACUUUCCGGUGCACACGAGCGGUAGCACUAUCAUUCAUUACAGAUGAUGCUUGGUUGGCAAUGCUGCCUGCUUUUUCUAAUCUUGUGUGUUUUAUAUACAUAUUUAAAAAAAAAUGCAACGAGCAAAGGUCUGGGCUCGUCUUUACUUGGUGGUGUCUGAGUGAGCGGAUUAGGAUGGAUUCAAUUCGACAAUGAGCUGUGUAAGUUUCAACCUCAUAAUGGGUUGGUCCAAGGCGUUUGCCGCCGAACUAGUCUUGGCUCUGGGUGUCCAAAAGUUUUCAAU
Hibiscus syriacus is the source of this 2466-nucleotide messenger RNA. RefSeq names its product P-loop NTPase domain-containing protein LPA1 homolog 2-like. The transcript has 7 exons. Lineage: Eukaryota; Viridiplantae; Streptophyta; Magnoliopsida; Malvales; Malvaceae. Bases 163 to 2208 code for a protein of 681 amino acids. The record is from RefSeq and is a predicted model, not a curated record.